Molecule: messenger RNA, 1854 nt
Organism: Aplosporella prunicola CBS 121167
Lineage: Eukaryota; Fungi; Ascomycota; Dothideomycetes; Botryosphaeriales; Aplosporellaceae
Exons: 2
Coding region: 1-1854 (617 amino acids)
Source: RefSeq, a predicted model, not a curated record
AUGUCUGCCCGUUCUCUGUCCAUCGAUUCCGUCUCGCAAAAGAUGUUGAGCCUCGCUUGGCAAGACAAGCCGACCAUUAACAUCUCACUAAAAGGCGAGCACGGCACGCGCGGUGGAUACAUGACUUCCUUCUCGACCAUGGACCAGAUCGAGGGCGAGGUCUUCAUCACCUGCGGAAAAGACACCAGAUUCGACGACCUGGAGAUUGCCUUUGUUGGCACGGCCACGACCUGCAACGACCGCUUCACGGCCAACGCCUCGCUGGCAGCCAACACCAUAACAGCAACCCACCACUUCCUCAAGCUGCGGCAGCCAAUCCCGGACGCCGCGCUCCCGCAACCCCGCGUCAUCGAAGCCGGCCGCACAUACCGCUUCCCAUUCACCUUUGUCGUCCCGGCCCAUCUCCUCCCCUUGGCCUGCCAAAACGCAGCCAAUGACCAGGUCCGCGCCGCCCAUCUCCAGCUCCCCCCAAGCAUGGGCGAGGGGCCCAUCCCCUCCAGCCCGUCGGGCAAACCGCUCGACGACCUCGCGCCCGAGGGCGCCCGCAUCUCGUACGCGGUGCGCGCGACGCUGGGGCGCUCGUCCGCCACUAGCAGCGGGAAGAGCGAGAUGCUGGCGCAAAAAGCGAAGGCGGUGCGCGUGAAGCCCGCGUUUGAGGAGCAGCCGCCACUAGCGGUUGACCAGCCCGUGCUGCCCUCCUCCAACUGCGCCAACGGCACUUGCUGUACGACCCCGCGCUGCGCCCCGCAGGAAUACCGCCUCCACGCCGAGAAGACGAUCCGCAAGGGGCUGUUCCAGACGCGGACCGGCAAGCUCUCCGUCGCCGCCGCCCAGCCACGCAGCUUCCACCUGCCAUCGCCGGGGUCCAGCUCAGCGAGCACGCCCAACGCGCCCAUCUCGACUUCCGUGCGCGUGACGCUGCGCUUCGACCCCGCGGGCCCGGACGCCCUGCCCCCGAAGCUGGGGCACCUGGCUGCGCGCCUCAAGAUCCAGACGUUCCAUACCUCGACGCCGCGCGCGGGGUUCCCGUCCAAGGAGGCGCUGUGGAUGGACCCCGCCGUCGCGGCGUGGGGCGUCAUGGUCCCCCUUGAGAAACGCGAUGUGGGCGGCUUGCAGUGGCUCAAGCGCUGCGAGGGCGCGCCGCCGUGUCCGCUGCGCAGGGAUUCGGGCAUUAGCGAUUGCUCGCGCUCGUCGUCUACGUCUUCUUCUUCCUCUACGCCUUUCAUCCCCUCUCCUUCCUCCUCUUUCUCCUCCCCUUCAAACCUCUCUCCAUCAAACUCAUCCCCCUCAAAUCCCUCCCCCUCAAAAACACACCUCUCCCCCACCCCCAACUCCAACCACUACUACACCGCCACGCUCCUCAUCCCCCUAACCCUCCCCUCCUCCCGCUCCUUCGUCCCAACCUUCCACUCCUGCCUCAUCAGCCGCACCUACAGACUCGACCUCUCGCUGUCACUACCAGGCGCGACAUCUGUGCUCCCCGCCAGUGCGGUGACGGUCAAGCUGCCUGUGCAGGUUAGCGCGGCUGGAAGUGUGGCGGGCGUGGCGGAGGCGGAGAGACGGCGUAGUUCUGCUGCUGCUGGUGUGGCGGCGGGUGAGUUGGUGGGGUAUGAUGGGGCGGUGGGUGCAGGUGGGUUGGGUGUGGGGAGUGCGUUGGAGGGGCUGGAUGGGUAUGCUGGUGGAGGUGAGGGGUUGGAGGGGCUAGUGGAUGAAGGCGUCGAUGUGGCCGAGAGCGCUGUAUCGCCGCACCAACAACAACAACAACAACAACAACAACAACAAGAUCUCCCACCGCCGCCUGCGCCGCCGGGCUACGAGGCCCGUGGCUCGGUCGCGGUUGCGGUUGCGGUGUGA